GAAGAAUCGUCUGUCACGGCGCGGCUUUUCUGACGUCCACUUGUCACUUUACACGCGGCUCACGUUGAGAAAAUUAAAUUCUGCGUUUUUUGCACAAUUCCUAGCUUCUUGUGAACCAUCUGAGCAUAUCCGGAAGGGUUUCCUGCAGAGAACACAGACGAUUUAAUUCAGAGAUUUAAUUAAAAUGGCACCGAAGAAAGUCGAAGAGGUGGAAAAGAAACCCCUAAUUGGGCGUGUUGGUACAAAUUUGCGAGUUGGAAUUGUUGGUGUGCCAAAUGUUGGUAAAUCAACCUUCUUCAAUGUUCUCACCAAGAGUGCAGCUCCAGCGGAAAAUUUUCCCUUCUGCACCAUCGAUCCCAAUGAGAGCAGAGUUCCUGUCCCAGAUGCUCGCUUUGACUAUCUCUGUGAAUACCACAAGCCGGCCAGCAAAGUGCCCGCCUAUCUCAAUGUUGUCGACAUUGCUGGACUGGUGAAGGGUGCUGCCGAAGGGCAGGGACUCGGCAAUGCAUUUCUCUCCCAUAUUAGUGCUUGUGAUGCCAUAUUCCACAUGUGCAGAGCAUUUGAUGAUGAAAAUGUAACUCACGUUGAGGGGGAGGUCAAUCCGGUGAGGGAUUUGGACAUCAUCUCCGAAGAGCUCCGCCUCAAGGAUGUGGAGAAGUUGAAUAAGGAUUUGGAGAAGCUUGAACGGAGUGUAGUCCGGGGGAAUGAUAAGAAGCUCAAACCGGAAUAUGAUGCCCUUCUGAAGAUCAAGAAUGUGCUGUGUGAAGAAAAGAAGCACCUUCGAUUUGCCGAUUGGACAGCUCAUGAUAUUGAGGUUCUAAACAAGUACCUCUUCCUUACUUCCAAACCAAUUGUCUACUUGGUGAAUUUGUCCGAGAAGGACUUUAUACGGAAGAAGAAUAAGUGGUUAGUCAAAAUCAAGGAGUGGGUUGAUAAAAAUGAUCCAGGAGCUGCGAUAAUUCCCCUUUCGGGAGUUUUUGAGAAUAAAUGGGCUGAAUUUGAAACUGAUGCCGAACGUGAGGCUUAUGCUGAAGAACAAAAAGCCCGAAGUAUACUGGAUAAGAUCAUCCUAACUGGCUACAAAGCCUUGCAAUUGGAAUAUUUCUUCACAGCUGGUCCCGAUGAAGUUAAAGCAUGGACUGUUCAGAAAGGAACUAAAGCCCCACAGGCUGCUGGAAGAAUUCACACAGAUUUUGAAAAGGGCUUUAUUAUGGCGGAAGUAAUGCAUUUUGUGGAUUUCAAAGAGGAAGGAAGUGAGAGCGCCGCUAAAGCUGCCGGAAAGUAUAGACAACAGGGUAGAAAUUACGUUGUUGAGGAUGGUGAUAUAAUUUUCUUCAAAUUCAACGCUGGUGCUGGACUUAAGGAUGCCAAGAAAAAGUGAUUAAUCGUCUUCUGCAUCAUCAUACUCACACUUCUCUACACAAACAUGAUUUUUUACUCUCAAUCCUUUACACAUCAGCAGUUGUAAAAAUAAAUUGAAUACAAAAUAUAAUAAUUAAUUCAGUAAAGAACAGAA
Molecule: messenger RNA, 1516 nt
Organism: Lutzomyia longipalpis
Lineage: Eukaryota; Metazoa; Arthropoda; Insecta; Diptera; Psychodidae
Product: obg-like ATPase 1
Exons: 6
Coding region: 185-1381 (398 amino acids)
Cellular component (GO): cytoplasm
Molecular function (GO): ATP hydrolysis activity; ATP binding; GTP binding
Source: RefSeq, a predicted model, not a curated record